AUGAAAGUAUUUUUAGUUAUUAAUCAUCUGCCAACACCGAUCAUCCUACUCACAUUGGAAAUGGUAUUAGUCAUUCAUUGGCGUUUUUACAGUUCAUCUGUAGAAUAUAACUGUGGGCACGAUGAUGAUGAUGAUGAUGAUGAUGAUGAUGAUGAUGAUGAUGAUGAUGAUGAUGAUGAUGAUGAUGAUGAUGAUGAUGAUGAUGAUGAUGAUGAUGAUUAG
This is a messenger RNA of Trichobilharzia szidati, 222 nucleotides long. Lineage: Eukaryota; Metazoa; Platyhelminthes; Trematoda; Strigeidida; Schistosomatidae. The record is from the annotation of a GenBank genome assembly.